Molecule: messenger RNA, 945 nt
Organism: Ailuropoda melanoleuca (giant panda)
Lineage: Eukaryota; Metazoa; Chordata; Mammalia; Carnivora; Ursidae
Gene: DHRS4
Product: dehydrogenase/reductase SDR family member 4
Biological process (GO): retinal metabolic process
Cellular component (GO): peroxisome
Molecular function (GO): carbonyl reductase (NADPH) activity
Source: RefSeq, marked inferred
AUGCGGAAGGCGGGGCUGUUGCUGGCCUGCCGCGCCCGGGCGUGGAGAUCGGUGCGGAUGGCCAGCUCCGGGAUGGCCCGCCGGGACCCGCUCGCCAAUAAGGUGGCUCUAGUGACGGCCUCCACCGACGGGAUCGGCUUCGCCAUCGCCCGGCGUCUGGCCCGGGACGGGGCCCACGUCGUUAUCAGCAGCCGGAAGCAGCAGAACGUGGACCGGGCAGUGGCCGCGCUGCAGGGGGAGGGGCUGAGCGUGACGGGCACCGUGUGCCACGUGGGGAAGGCCGAGGACCGGGAGCGGCUGGUGGCCACGGCUGUGAACCUUCACGGGGGCAUUGACAUCCUGGUCUCCAAUGCCGCCGUCAACCCUUUCUUUGGAAACCUAAUGGAUGUCACGGAGGAGGUGUGGGACAAGAUUCUGGACAUUAAUGUGAAGGCUACAGCCCUCAUGACAAAGGCAGUGGUGCCAGAGAUGGAGAAACGAGGGGGCGGCUCAGUGGUGAUUGUGGCCUCCAUAGGAGCCUACCUUCCGUUUCCUGGCCUGGGCCCCUACAAUGUUAGUAAAACUGCCUUGCUUGGCCUCACCAAGAACCUGGCCAGAGAGCUGGACCAAAGGAACAUUAGGGUGAACUGCCUGGCACCGGGACUCAUUAAGACUAGCUUCAGCCACGUGUUGUGGAUGGACAAGGCAAGGGAGGAGAGCAUAAAAGAAACCAUGCAGAUAAGAAGGAUAGGCAAGCCGGAUGACUGUGCAGGCAUCGUGUCCUUCCUGUGCUCUGAAGACGCCAGUUACAUCACUGGGGAGACAGUGGUAGUGGGUGGAGGGACCCCAUCCCGCCUCUGAGGACCUGGAGAGACCUCACCAGGGCAGAGAUUGGGCUCCAGCUCCUGCACUCUUCGACUAGCCUUUCCAAACUCUGCCUAAUAUACUGCUUACCUUAUACCCCAC